This is a messenger RNA of Ostertagia ostertagi, 492 nucleotides long. The record is from the annotation of a GenBank genome assembly. NCBI's taxonomy places the organism in Eukaryota, Metazoa, Nematoda, Chromadorea, Rhabditida, Trichostrongylidae.
AUGUAUGGCUGGAAUCUGUCUCCUAUUCGUGAACAGUCGCUUGGGUGUGGUUAUAAUCACCUACACCGAUCACAUCAAUUUGUUUCUGUUCUGGUCGGUUUAUUGUCAUGGUGGGGAGCGGAUCUUGAUCCGGUGACACAAGUGGACGUUCUUCUUGCCACUGGAUUCAGUGUGGACUACACCGCUCAUGUUGCCUACCAGUUCUACCGAUCUCAUGGCUCAGCGCAGGAGGAGCUCACGGAGCGACUUACGAAUAGUUUGCGCGAAAUGGCAGCGCCCAUGGUGCAGGGCUGGCCUAUCCACGUUCCUGUGUAUGCUGCCACUAAUUUUCGUGCCCACAUACGCAAUCAACGCUUUUGCAAAGACAAUCUUCAUCGUUGUGGGCAUAGGUCUUAUACAUGGACUAUUCGUCCUACCGGUGCUGCUGUCCCUUUCAGUACGAUCAACGCCACCUCCGUCUGUCACUACCGCGGCAAAUUUGAACAGCAAUAG